Messenger RNA from Python bivittatus (Burmese python), 1800 nucleotides. RefSeq names its product MSL complex subunit 1 (gene MSL1). NCBI's taxonomy places the organism in Eukaryota, Metazoa, Chordata, Lepidosauria, Squamata, Pythonidae. Gene Ontology annotation, molecular function: chromatin binding. Gene Ontology annotation, cellular component: MSL complex. The record is from RefSeq and is a predicted model, not a curated record.
GCCCCCCCACCCGCCGCUACCGUCGUCGGCUUCCGCUACGGCUGAACCCGGGCAGCCUCCUCCACCCCCAGCAGUGGCAGCGGGGGGUUCUCCGGCUUCAUCGGAACCCAGCGGCAAGUGGAAAAGUGCUAGUAGUAGCAGCAGCACCGGUAGCGGCGGCGGGAGCAGCCUUCGGAAGAGCCCCAUGGGGGCCGGCGGGGGCAACUCCAGCCAGGCGGCCUGCCUCAAGCAGAUCCUGCUGCUUCAGUUGGACCUUAUCGAGCAGCAACAGCAACAGUUGCAGGCCAAGGAAAAGGAGAUCGAAGAACUCAAAGCCGAGAGGGACACACUCCUUGCUCGAAUUGAGCGUAUGGAAAGGAGGAUGCAACUGGUGAAGAAGGACAACGAGCGUGAGAAACACAAGAUAUUUCAAGGGUAUGAAACAGAGGAGAAGGUUGACCCUGAAGUACCUGAGAAGCUGCCUAUAGAAUGCCCACCACAAGAGCUCCUGGAGACCUCCCAGCCGCUGCCUUUGAAACAUUUCCCAUAUGGAAGGAAUGGGAAGGGUCACAAACGAAAAUCUGCGUUUGGAAGUGCCGAGAGGAAAACUCCAGUGAAGAAGCUGGUAGCUGAAUUCUCAAAAGUCAAAUGUAAAACGCCAAAGGCUUCUCCAUUAAAGGAGGAACCCAGUAGUUCUUUAACUGAGUCAAUAAGCAGACGUGAACUGCGAAGUCAGGAGACUCCAGAGAAAACUCGAUUAUUGGUGGACACACAAUUGAAGUCUUCGACUCCAUUGAAAGGACCUGGGUGCCAUUCAAAGGACAAGGGCUCCUGCAGUGAAAUAGAAGAUUUGCCGUAUCUUUCCACCACUGAAAUGUACUUGUGUCGGUGGCACCAGCCACCCCCUUCCCCGUUGCGAGAGCCUUCUCCCAAGAAGGAGGAGACUGUAGCAAUUCCAUCAUGGAGGGACCACACAGUAGAGCCCCUGAGAGAUCUGAAUCCUUCUGAACUUUUGGAGAACUUAGAAGACAAUGUCUUCUCCAAACGACAUGCAAAGUUGGAAUUGGAUGAGAAAAGGAGGAAAAGGUGGGAUAUUCAGCGUAUCCGGGAGCAAAGAAUUUUACAGCGACUGCAACUUAGAAUGUAUAAAAAGAAAGGAAUUCAGGAAUCUGAGCCUGAAGUUACCUCAUUUUUCCCAGAGUCAGAUGAUGUUGAAAGCUUGCUGAUCACCCCAUAUUUGCCUGUUGUAGCAUUUGGCCGACCAUUACCAAAAUUAACCCCACAGAACUUUGAACUGCCGUGGCUGGAUGAACGAAGUCGUUGCCGGCUAGAGAUGCAGAAGAAACAGACUCCUCAUCGGACGUGCAGGAAAUAGGCAUGUCAAAAUAGGAGAAAUCUGUCUUGAUGGUUGGCCUGUGCUAUUUGCUGCAAAUGGCAGAGAACUGUAUAUGUUUUGUUAUGUCACUUUCUUCUACCAUCUCCCAUGAUGUACAUUCUUGUUCACUAUAAAUAUUUUUUAUGCUUACAUAGGUUUUUUUUCUUUUUCCCCUGAAAUUUUUUUCAUUUGUUUUUCAUUUUUUUUCUUUGCUUGGUAGAAAGUAUUGGAGGUUUGUGUUGGGAGAAUAAGGUUAGCAAUUUAUGGUGUGCCUCUAUUGAGCUGUAUUGGAAAGCUACAACCAGCACAAUCCACUGAGAAGCUAUGAAAGAUGGACAAGCAUAAUAGUAUAAUGAAACACUUUCCAUUUGUGAGUUCCUGACAAACAUGAAACCCACCUCUGAUUGAAAAAAAAAAAAAAAUACACACACACACACACACACACA